Messenger RNA from Pteronotus mesoamericanus, 5702 nucleotides. RefSeq names its product diacylglycerol kinase delta (gene DGKD). NCBI's taxonomy places the organism in Eukaryota, Metazoa, Chordata, Mammalia, Chiroptera, Mormoopidae. The record is from RefSeq and is a predicted model, not a curated record. Gene Ontology annotation, biological process: diacylglycerol metabolic process; intracellular signal transduction; lipid phosphorylation. The transcript is spliced from 30 exons. Bases 21 to 3701 code for a protein of 1226 amino acids. Gene Ontology annotation, molecular function: protein homodimerization activity; protein heterodimerization activity; ATP-dependent diacylglycerol kinase activity.
GCGCGCGCUGGCCGGGCAGCAUGGCGGCGGCGGCGGGCGCCCCUCAGCCCGGUCCACCGCAGCCGCCACCGCCGCCGCCGCCCGAGGAGUCGUCGGACAGCGAGCCCGAGGCGGAGCCCGGCUCCCCGCAGAAACUCAUCCGUAAGGUGUCCACGUCGGGCCAGAUCCGCCAGAAGACCGUCAUCAAAGAGGGGAUGCUGACCAAACAGAACAGUUCAUUCCAGAGGUCGAAAAGGAGAUACUUCAAGCUGCGAGGGCGGACACUGUACUAUGCAAAGACUGCAAAGUCGAUCAUAUUUGAUGAGGUGGACCUGACAGAUGCCAGCGUGGCCGAAUCCAGCACCAAGAAUGUCAACAACAGCUUUACGGUCAUCACUCCGUGUAGGAAGCUCAUCUUAUGUGCUGAUAACAGGAAAGAAAUGGAAGAUUGGAUUGCAGCUCUGAAGACUGUCCAGAAUCGGGAGCAUUUUGAGCCGACCCAGUACAGCAUGGACCACUUCUCAGGGACGCACAACUGGUACGCCUGCUCCCACGCGAGGCCGACCUACUGCAACGUGUGCCGGGAGGCCCUGUCUGGGGUCACGUCCCACGGACUGUCCUGUGAAGUGUGCAAGUUCAAGGCCCACAAACGCUGUGCUGUGCGUGCGACCAACAACUGCAAGUGGACCACGCUGGCCUCCAUCGGGAAGGACAUCAUUGAGGACGAGGACGGGAUUGCCAUGCCUCACCAGUGGCUGGAGGGAAACCUGCCCGUGAGCGCCAAGUGCACGGUGUGCGACAAGACCUGCGGCAGCGUGCUGCGCCUGCAGGACUGGCGCUGCCUGUGGUGCAAGGCCAUGGUGCACACGGCGUGUAAGGAAUCCUUAGUGACCAAAUGCCCGCUGGGCCUGUGCAAGGUGUCGGUCAUCCCGCCCACGGCUCUCAACAGCAUCGAUUCUGAUGGCUUCUGGAAGGCCACGUGUCCUCCAUCCUGCACCAGCCCCUUGUUGGUCUUUGUCAAUUCAAAGAGUGGGGACAAUCAGGGGGUGAAGUUCCUCAGACGAUUCAAACAGCUGCUGAACCCUGCCCAGGUCUUUGACCUCAUGAACGGGGGACCACACCUCGGCUUACGGUUAUUCCAGAAGUUUGACACAUUCCGGAUUCUGGUUUGUGGUGGGGAUGGCAGCGUUGGCUGGGUCCUUUCCGAAAUCGACAGCCUCAACCUUCACAAACAGUGUCAGCUGGGCGUGCUUCCCCUGGGCACAGGGAACGACCUGGCGCGCGUGCUGGGCUGGGGCUCAGCCUGCGACGACGACACCCAGCUCCCGCAGAUCCUGGAGAAGCUGGAGAGAGCCAGCACCAAGAUGCUGGACAGGUGGAGCGUCAUGGCCUACGAGACCAAGCUGCCCCGGCAGGCCUCCUCCUCUGCCACUGGCACGGGCACCGAGGACCUCAGCGAGGGCUCCGAGGUGCAGCAAAUUCUCUUCUAUGAAGACUCGGUUGCAGCCCAUCUUUCUAAAAUCCUGACCUCCGACCAGCACUCGGUGGUGAUCUCAUCAGCGAAAAGCUUUUUCCGUGCUUCUUCCCGCAGAGUCCUCUGUGAGACGGUGAAGGACUUUGUGGCUCGAGUGGGCAAGGCCCACGAGAAGGCGACCGAGAGCUCGGAGGAGUCGGAGGUCAUGGCCAAGAAGUGCUCUGUCCUGAAAGAGAAGCUGGAUUCUCUCCUCAAGACCUUGGACGACGAGUCCCAGGCCUCGUCCUCUCUGCCCACCCCGCCGCCCACGAUUGCUGAGGAGGCGGAAGAUGGCGACGGGGCGGGCAGCGGCUGCGGCUCAACCGUGGACCGCUCGGUGGGGUCUGCGUGCCCGGCCCGGCCGCAGAUAUUCCGGCCUCGGGAACAGCUCAUGCUGCGGGCCAACAGCCUGAAGAAGGCGAUUCGUCAGAUCAUAGAACACACCGAAAAAGCGGUCGACGAGCAGAACGCCCAGACCCAGGAGCAGGAGAGGAUUGUCCUGGGUCUCCCUGAGUCGGAGGAGAAAAAGGACCUGCCAUCAGAUGAGCGCGUGUGCCACAGCGGGAGCUGGGGGGUGGCCAAGCCCAGGAGCCCCCGCAAAGUGUCCAAGUCCCCAUGUGAGAAGCUGAUAAGCAAAGGAAGUUUGUCACUGGGCAGUUCUGCCUCUCUUCCUACCCAGUCAGGAAACCGAGACGGCCUGCCUGCACUGAACACGAAGAUCCUGUUCCCCAACGUGCGCGCCGGGAUGUCCGGCUCCUUGCCUGGCAGCUCAGUCAUCAGUCGCUUACUAAUAAACGCCGAUCCCUUCAACUCUGAACCGGAAAACCUGGAGUACUACACGGAGAAGUGUGUCAUGAACAACUACUUUGGCAUUGGCCUGGACGCGAAGAUCUCCCUGGACUUCAACAACAAGCGGGAUGAGCACCCCGAGAAGUGCAGGAGCCGGACCAAGAACAUGAUGUGGUACGGGGUCCUCGGGACCAAAGAGCUGCUGCACAGGACCUACAGGAACCUGGAGCAGAAGGUCCUGCUGGAGUGCGACGGGAGGCCCAUCCCGCUCCCCAGUCUGCAGGGCAUCGCUGUCCUCAACAUCCCCAGCUAUGCCGGAGGGACCAACUUCUGGGGAGGCACCAAAGAAGACGAUACGUUCGCGGCGCCGUCGUUCGAUGACAAGAUCUUGGAGGUGGUCGCGGUGUUUGGCAGCAUGCAGAUGGCUGUCUCUCGGGUCAUUAAGCUGCAGCAUCACCGGAUUGCCCAGUGUCGCACGGUGAAGAUUUCCAUCCUGGGGGACGAGGGCGUACCAGUGCAGGUGGACGGAGAGGCCUGGGUCCAGCCCCCGGGAUACAUCCGGAUUAUCCACAAGAACCGGGCACAGAUGCUCACCCGGGACAGGGCGUUUGAGAACACGCUGAAGUCCUGGGAGGACAAGCAGAAAUGUGAACUGCUACGCCCGCCGUCCUUCUCCCUGCACCCAGAGAUCCUGUCCGAGGAAGAGGCCACCCAGAUGGACCAGUUUGGGCAGGCGGCGGGGGCCCUUAUCCACAGCAUCCGGGAGAUAGCACAGUCCCACCGGGACAUGGAGCAGGAGCUCGCGCACGCCGUCAACGCCAGCACCAAGUCCAUGGACCGCGUGUACAGCAAGCCCAGAGCCGCAGAGGGGCUGACCUGCAGCUUUGUGCUGGAGAUGGUGAGCAACGUGAAGGCCCUGCGCAGUGAGACGGAGCUGCUGCUGGCCGGGAAGAUGGCCCUGCAGUUGGACCCCCCUCAGAAGGAGCGGCUCGGGGCUGCUCUUGCCGAGAUGGACCGACAGCUCAGGAGGCUGGCGGACACCCCCUGGCUGUGCCCGCCCACGGAGCCCAGUGACGAAGAGAACGUGACCAUGGAUCUUUCCAAACGCAGCCGCAGCGGGAAGUUCCGCUUGGUGCCCAAGUUCAAGAAGGAGAAGAACAGCAAGAACAGAGACGCCCACAGCAGCCUGGGAGCGCCGGUUCACCUCUGGGGGACAGAGGAGGUUGCUGCCUGGCUGGAGCACCUCAGUCUCUGUGAGUAUAAGGACAUCUUCAUGCGGCACGACAUCCGGGGCUCUGAGCUCCUGCACCUGGAGCGGAGGGACCUCAAGGACCUCGGCGUGACCAAGGUGGGGCACGUGAAGAGGAUCCUGUGCGGCAUCAGGGAGCUGAGCCGCAGCCCUCCGGCCGCCGAGGCCUAGCCUCCGCCCUCUCCGCCUGCGCCCUGCGCCUGUGUGACUGAGGGCGCGGGCGCCCGGCCUGCGGCCCUUCUCAUGGUGCUACUUCUUGCCCUGCCUGCGGGACAGGAAGCCCCGCAGCCACCCUGCCCGGCCAGCCCCCGGGCCCGGGGCUCGGGACUCGCCAACACAGCCGCCUUUGGACUCGCGCCCCUCUGGCCGGCGGCGUGUGGGCGGCCUUGCUGGGCACAUGAGUGUCCCUGUGUGCCCUGCCAUCCACACGUCGUGUCGCACCAUGUCCUGGCUGACUCUGCAGAGGGGGCGCGGCCCAGGCCAUGCGUCCCCCCCCGGGAGGUCCGGAGCCCCGGCCGCUCUUGUCCCUCACGGCAGCCCGGAGGCCACUGCUCAGUGACAAGGCCCUGCCGCGCCGGCUCUGCAGGCACCAAGGGUGCACCUCCAGGCCUGUUCGUUUCAGCCGGACGGAGGAGAAAGGAAACGCGCUCCCCCCGGGGCCGGGCACUGGAAGCCACGUCCUCGGGCCGACAAGCCCCGCCCCACGUGUCUCCGGUCCUUCCUGAGCGGCAGGCGUGGGGACACGGUCUCGUCUGUCCAGGACACAGCAGCCUCCAAAUGCUGCCCGGGGCCAGAAGCUCCGGGUGGCCGGUGGCCUCCCUGUGACAGAGGCUGUGUUUGCACUGGGCCGGGAUUCCCGUGGAGACGGUGUCCGCUCUGCUGGACAGUAAGCCGCCGUCCCGGCAGAGCGGCCGCGGGGGGCAGCCUGGGCCGCCCCGAGAGCCUUGGACCCUGCGGGGCUUCUCGUCCGCACCGCUGGGCCCGGGGCCCUGGAGGCGUCGGCGCGGCCCGGCCUCACCGGGCCCUCACUGCCUUUGUGCCCUGUGCUGCGCUUCCAGGGUCAGCCGUGCCUCACAGGGCUGCUCCUGUCCGCCCUGGAGAGCGGGCUCUGCAACCCCCACCCCAGCCUUUGGGUGCAUCUGCGGAGGGGGCUGAGCGGGAGGCCUCAGGGUGCUGUCCCGAGUCAUCGUAGAGGCCCCUUGGGGACUUGGAGCUGAACAGCAUUUACCUGCCAUUUGCUUUGCAGAUGCUCCCCCUGCUAUCAGCCCCUCUGACCAGUGUGCCCCACAGGUCCCCUCCUUGGGCCUGGCCAGGCGCCUGCCUCUGGUUUGGGGGUGCUUCCACGAGUGGGCCUUCUGGGGGCCCACGUGUGGCGGGGCAGGGCGGUGUCGGGGUUUGGGGUGAGAGCCCUGUGUUGUGCAUGUGCCCUCAGCCUCCCCGUAAGGGUCUGACCGGGCAGUGGCGUGCGACCUUUCUUGCCCGGGAUUCUCUUCCCUGUCAGAAGGGCCAUCUCAGGUGGGGGAAGGCGGGGAGAGAGGGAACCGAGCCCGGAAGUCGCCGAUUUCAAGGGAGAGAUCACAGGGUCCCAGAGGGAGCUGCCCUGGUGUUCGAGGUGGGGCACCUGGGUCCCAGGGCCUCUGGCUGGGACAGGGCAGGACAGGACAGGCUGGAGCUCUGGUGGGGAGGGUGCAGGGGGCUGCCCCCGGGGCCACCCUGUGCCUCCGCCCCCACCCUUGGGCAAGGCUUAAGUUUGGGUCAAGCAUGGUGUUUAAAAUUAACGUGUGUCAGUGACUGAAGCAACGUUGUUUACGUAAAAGCCAUUUUUCUAAUUCUUGUAAGUUAGAAGCAAAAAGAAUGAGCGCGACUUCUGCAUGGACGCGCAUCGGUGAGGGGCCGGCGCCCCGCUCCUCGUGACGUCCUUGUUGCUGCACGCGGGGCCGCGCCUCCUCCCGCCCUGGUGCCCCCGCGUCCCGGGGUGGGGCGGGAGGAUCCCUGGAGAGUCCUGGAGAAAGGCUUUGUCCCCUCGGGUGAGGCUCACCCUCGUAUUUAUGAUCUUAAUUUAUACAGUGCCCACUGUGGGAGCAAACGCCCCGUGUUGCUGCGUACAUAGUACGUCUGGGGCUGUACAUAAUUGUUCUGUGUGUAAAUAAAGCCGGCCUGUUUUGGAUCUCC